AUGAACCCUCCACGGAAUCGAAAGCAGCGCCGUGCUGCCGCAGUGACCGAGUCGUCCCCUAGCGAAUCCGAUUUUCCUCUUGCCCACCCUCCACGCAACGAUGCACCAUCAACAGGGAAAGCACCGAAAAAGCUUGUUGAUAUUAUCGCUGAGCGUCAAAAUGAACUCCUCCAGCGGCAGACAGGCAUCCCCGUGUCAGGAUCCGAAAUACCACAAUCUAUGAAGUCUACGGGCACGCGAUUCGUGACGGUCGACGCGUCAGGAGAUCUCGUGGAGACCGACGCUGCGAUCGACGACGAGAUAGCGCAGAGCAUCGGCGGACAGAAGGAGGAAUCCAAAAAAGAAGAGGAUGUGGAAUCAGAUGUCGACAAGCCUCUCCCUCCUCUACUCGAUACCAUCCUAUUAUCGAUUCCUCUAACAACCCUUCACCUCACCCUCGCCUACCUGGCCGCACACCAAUACGCCGAAUCCACCAACGUUCCUCGCCUCAUCAAAGAUGCCUUGAUUGGCACCUUGCCACUUUUGACAUUCCUCGUCCAUCUCUUCCACGGUCAUAUAUUCUCCAUCCGACUCCCUGUGCGCUGGAAAUUUCUGAACCCGCAGCCUGUCUCCAUUGUUCCGCUCACGCGGGACAAGUUCAGCUUGUCAUUCCUAGGACGCCUUAUAUUCCCACCGACCUUGCGAACAGUUGUAUACCUGCCUGUUGCUAUAAUGCUGGGAGCUCAUUUGAUUACUAUUACAAAUGAGGAUCCCUAUUAUGCUGUUAUGAAAAAGGCACCGGCUUUUGGUACGGUAUGGAUCUGGUGCAUUCUUGAAAUGUCCUUUGGUGCAGCGGUUCUGGGAUCUCUGGGGCCUUUGAUUUGGGGAGUCUGGUGGAAGGGAUAUGUUAUUUUUUAA
Penicillium malachiteum is the source of this 897-nucleotide messenger RNA. RefSeq lists its product as uncharacterized. The record is from RefSeq and is a predicted model, not a curated record. The coding region runs from base 1 to 897 and encodes 298 amino acids. Lineage: Eukaryota; Fungi; Ascomycota; Eurotiomycetes; Eurotiales; Aspergillaceae. The transcript has a single exon.